Molecule: messenger RNA, 2532 nt
Organism: Ramularia collo-cygni
Lineage: Eukaryota; Fungi; Ascomycota; Dothideomycetes; Mycosphaerellales; Mycosphaerellaceae
Product: related to glucan 1,3-beta-glucosidase
Exons: 2
Coding region: 1-2532 (843 amino acids)
Molecular function (GO): polygalacturonase activity
Source: RefSeq, a predicted model, not a curated record
AUGCCUCUCACCAACGGCUCCAACUUGAUGUCUCUUCUUCUCCUCUGCGCUUCUUUCCUCCUCCGCACAGCGUAUGCCAACCUGAAAGAUGUUCCGCUGUCCCCGGUCGAGCUCCAAUUUGACAUGGGUGCCGUAGGUGGCGACAAUAUCAAUAUCGAUCAUGUCUACAACCUCGCUGAAGACGAAGCGCCAGCCGGCACCCACCAACACCAGAAGCGCUAUGGAUCUGGCGAGCCUUACUGGUACGAGUUGAUAAAACGACAAGGCAAGGUCAUCUACGGUGUAGAUCCUAACUACGUGCUGUUUCGGAAUGUGAAGGACUUCGGGGCGACCGGCGACGGUGUGACUGAUGAUACUGCCGCGCUUCAGGCUGMCAGUGAAUUCAACGGCCGCUGCGGGGACGUCAACAUGACCUGCACGAGUAGCACCACACAACCCGCAAUCGUCUACUUCCCACCAGGCAUCUACCAGAUCUCCAAGCCGGUCAUCAUGUACUACAACUCCGCGUUCAUUGGCAACCAUAACGAUAUGCCUAUUCUAAGGGCGACAGUUGAUUUUGCCGGCAUUGGUCUGUUGGACGCGGAUCCAUACAUUAUUCAUCAGGAUCAGUACUACCAGAAUCAGAAUAACAUGUGGCGACAAGUCAAGAACUUUGUCUUCGACCUUCGCGACGCUCCGCCUACGAACAUUGUACAGGGGAUUCACUGGCAAAUCGCACAAGCCACAAGUCUUCAAAACCUCGUGUUUGAAAUGGUUCCCGCCACAACUGGCGACGGCAAUCAGCAGAUCGGUAUUUUCAUGGACAAUGGUUCCGGUCUCUUUUUCGAGGACAUCAUCUUCAACGGUGGCCGCUACGGACUGUUUGCCGGAAAUCAGCAGGUCAAUGUCAGAAACUUGACCUUCAACGGAUGCGAGACGGGACUCUUCCAGAAUUGGGGAUGGAUCUUCAGCUACAAGAGUCUGGUGUUCAAUGAUUGCAACAUUGGGAUUGACAUGAGUCAAGGCGGGCCCAUCCCUGCUGUGCACUCUAUCGUCGUCGCUGAUUCGGAGUUCAACAACUGCAACUAUGGUGUGGUCGUGUCUUUUGAUUACAACACCAUUCCUUACACCGCUGGUACUCUUGUCCUCGACAAUGUCGACUUCACUACCGUCCGAGGUCCCGCUGUCAUGUAUCCCAACCUGACUUCCAUCAUUCCAGGCGGUCAAGUCAUCGACAGCUACAUACAAGGCACGAGGUACAGCAUCUCUGACGAGCUCGGCCCAAGGAAUGGUAGGCAGUGCUAUGGCCCAACAGCAACUCAAGAAAGGAUUCAAGAGACAGUCGCUCCUUUCGCGAAGCCGCCGAGCCUGCUUGAUGCCAAUGGCAAGUGGGUGGAGAGGAAACGUCCUCUCUAUGAGGGCCGGCCUGUUGAAGACUUCAUUUCCAUCCUUGACUACGGUUGCGUGGGCGAUGGAGUCACAGACGACUCAGACUGUGUCCAGAGCUACUUUGACUCCAUCGAUGUCGACACACAAAUUGCAUACGUUGAUCACGCUGCAUAUGUGGUCAGCAAGACUAUCACCAUACCCAACGAUAUCAAGAUUGUAGGUGAGUUCUGGCCUCUAUUCAUGAUAACUGGUCCGCUCUUCCAAGAUGAGUUCAACCCUGUUGUGGCGUUUCGUGUCGGCCAGCCCGGCGACGUUGGUACGACUGAAAUCUGCGAGAUUCUAUUCGAGACAAUUGGACCGACUCCCGGCGCCAUCUUGAUGGAGUGGAACCUGGCAGCGCCUACUCCCGCUGCUGCUGGACUUUGGGAUACUCACUGGCGUAUUGGAGGCUCCAACGGCACUCAACUCGACUACUCCAACUGCCCACGAGACUCGAACAAUGUACACAGUGCAGAUCCCGCCUGCUGGUGUGCUUUCCUCGUCCUCCAUGUCACUGCUUCGGCGAAGAACAUAUUGUUCUCUAACAUCUGGCAAUGGAUAUCGGAUCAUGACCUCGAUUUACUUCCCAACCGCCAGAUUGACAUCUACAACGGACGUGGGUUCCUAAUCGAAUCUCAAGGCCCGAUGUGGGUGUACGGAUCUUCUUCCGAGCACUCUAUGCUCUACAACUACCAGCUCUCCAACGCAAAGAACAUUUACAUGGGCAUGAUCCAGAGUGAAACAGCAUACUUCCAAGCCAACCCCAACGCCCUUGCGUCCUUCACCCCCCAAGAAAGUUGGAACGACCCCUUCUUCAACGAGUGCACUGCCGUUCAAGUCAAUUGCUUCAAAACUGCGGCAAUUCGCAUUUUCAACAGCACGUACAUUUACGUCUACGGCGCCGGAUUAUACAGUUUCUUCAGCAACUACGAUUCGUCGUGCAUUCCGACAACUAGUUGCGAUACCUACAAGGUUAUCAUGGAGCAGAGUGAGGCGGUGCAUAUCUAUGGAUUGAACACUGUUGCGGCAGUGAAUAUGGCCGUCGUUGAYGGUGUGGCGAUUGCGAGGGGUGAUGCGAACGUCAAUACUUUUGCUGAUACUGUGGCGUUGUUUGAGUAUCCUUGA